AAAAGGUUAGAAUAACGGGAUUAACAGAGAAAUCCUUAUUAUCUUCAUAUAUCGCCAUCAUUCGUUUAGCAUCACACGCCGUUAAUCAAGGCUUGGUACGUACCAGCCCCUCCAAAUCCUGGGGUCUCAGGCCACUGCGUCAUUGGAUGUUAUAGGCCCUCCCCGCCUCUUUUACUGAUGAUCUGCUCACGAGCACAGUGUUUCAUCUUUCAACCUGAUCUCGCGACUACAUCACAGGCAAACACCACGUUCAACCGCACUUUAUCUCAGAUACAACGCCUUGGGCUUCAGCUCUGGCUUUAACCCUUUCAACUCAAGCUUCCGACUAUACCAAAAUGGCUUCUGCUGUUGAUUCUCCCCCGGCGCACUCGCCUCCCACCCAUCCUCCUCAACGACCUCGAGGCAUCCUCAAGAACUCGUAUCAGAAAUCUCCUCCCACUUCACCGAACCACGAUCGACCUGCCAGCGACAAGGAGCUCACCAUCGCCAACACUCAAAUCAACGCUGGUCACCGUCGUUCCUCUUCUGGAGCUCGCCCCUCUGGAUCCCGCCGACAAUCAGGUGCCAACGGUUCCAUCGGAGACGUUCUCGAACCCUCCCAGCGGCUCAAGUGGGACGAGGCAAACCUCUACCUCACGGAGCAGGAGCGCUCCUCUACCAUGAAGAUCACAGAACCAAAGACUCCCUAUGCCAAACACUACGACCCAGCCGAAGACCCGUCGGACGAAGACGAGGAUCCUCUGGCGGACGCUGGUGCUCGUCUUAAGAAUUCACGUCCAAGCCGUGAAGAUGACAUUCCGGGCCUUUCGCUGGGCGAACCGGAAGAGGAGAUCCCGGAAGCGGGCGCGCCGUCACCCCGCAGCGAAAAGAGCGUCCACGUCGACGACGAGAGCAGCAUCGGCCACAACGCGGAGGAGGAGCUGGCGGGCAUGUCUCCCGAGGAGCGUGAGAAGCACAGAAAGUUUGAACAGCUCCGAAAGAGACACUACGAAAUGAAAAAUGUGGCCCAGCUCCUGGGCCACCCCGAGACGCUCCCGGAUGAGGAUGAGGAUGACGAGGGUGAGGUGCCGCCUGUGCCACAGGUACCGCGCGUGCCCAACGGUACUGCGUAGGGUGCUGGGGAAGCAUGAUAAGGGUUGUGAGCUGGCUAGGGCAUUAGGAUGGAGUUUUGAGGAUAUCAUUAUUGGGCGUUGGCAGAGGAGGAGUGUGAGGUUAUCUGAUUACUCGCUCGCUUUCAAGAUUCUGAUGGAGACAAAGGGCACAUAGUCUCAUCGGUAGAGGUCAUGUUUCAUUUCCUAAUAUUUACGAUUAUCCA
This is a messenger RNA of Fusarium oxysporum Fo47, 1315 nucleotides long. Its product is annotated as PP1-complex regulatory subunit GLC8. The transcript is spliced from 2 exons. Gene Ontology annotation, biological process: regulation of signal transduction. The coding region runs from base 336 to 1112 and encodes 258 amino acids. Gene Ontology annotation, molecular function: protein phosphatase inhibitor activity. NCBI's taxonomy places the organism in Eukaryota, Fungi, Ascomycota, Sordariomycetes, Hypocreales, Nectriaceae. The record is from RefSeq and is a predicted model, not a curated record.